UGAGCUGCGUCUGCGCUGCCGUUGACUUAACUUAAACUUAAAUAUAAUAAUAAGUUAUAUUGAUAGGUUAAAACUUAAACAGCAUAUAUAUCCUAUAGGUAUUUUGGUAAGAGUAAAUAGAAUGGCCGUUUAAGGAGUGCUUUGUCUUAAUAAUGUGCAUAAUUAUAUAGAAUGGCCGAGACUUGCAGACUCGGUAGUCAAAUAGACAGAAAGACUGUAGCUAACGACGAUGAAUAUUUUUGUGUGUUUAAUGUGUUAAGUGUAUUUAUAUCACUUGUUACAAUACUAGCCGAUUUAACAACAGAUAUCCUGGUUUUUGCAGAAUACUGCAAAGAUGGGUAUUUACAUUGGGCCCUUGCAACUUUUAUUUUUAUGUUGUCUCCUAAUGUUCUAAUUAAUAUAUUUUCAAUAAGAUGGUUUAUUAUAGACAAUAAAUCAACUAUCAAACAUUGGAUUACACAUGGAUUCCUUGUAGGAUUAUUAGAAAGGUAUAUAAUAUUCUUGCGAAAGGUGUUCACCUGCAAGAACUUGGAAUCCGUAAAAACACAAAAGUUAAUAUGUCAAAGAAAUGAUUUGAGCCUUUUGCAUUAUUUAUAUAUUUUUACGGGUACAAUACCGCAGAUAAUUCUGCAAACAUAUGCUAUAUUGAUGUUAAAUGAGAAUUACCAUACUAAAGUGUUUGCACUGACAGCAUCAAUAGCCUCAGUAGUGUGGGGCAGUAUUACAUACAUCUACAGUAUUAUAUUAUUAUCAAAUGAAACAUUUCAAUGGAAAUCGCUGUUAUUAAAACUAAUAUGGCAUUUCGGUAUGUUGAUCGGAAGAAUUGCAGGGAUUUUACUCUUUUCAAUUGUUUUCGGUAUGUGGACGUUAUUACCAUUAGUAUUACAUUGGGCUGCUAUGACUUUUUGGAUUGUAAUACAGAAAACAACUUUCUGUCCUAAUAAACUUGAAGAAACAUUGUACAAUGCGGUUAUGGGAUUUGUGUAUUGUUUCUCGUUUAUAAAUUUACGAGAAGGUCAAACACGGUAUCGUCUUAUGAUGUUUUAUACAUUCAUGGUCACACAAAACUUUGGCAGUUUAUUUCUAUACGUGCUAAUAACGGAUACUGAAAAACAAAGAAAACCUUGGUCGAUUGCUGCAACUAUCUGUAUUAUUGCGGGUACUAUUUUUGGAAUGUUUGCAAUGAUAUUGUAUUAUAGAUAUUUUCAUUCAAAAGGACCAAUCCCAUGGAAAUACGCCGAGCCUGAUAUUGAACUGAAUAACAAAGUUUCCCAGACUGGCAAUAUACCUAGUAAACCCAGUUCAUUGUGUCAUGUCAGGUCAUUUAAAAGUGCAAAUAAAGAUAAAACUACGGACACUCCAAGCAAAGAUCCAACAAUAAAAGAACAAGUAUCCCAAAUUGAAAGUGAACAUGCAGAUAAGAAAUUCUUACUCGAUCAUUGGAUCGCUAGAUCUGGAUCUCCGACAUUUACAUCUGCGCCAGUCGGCAACGUCAGCGCAGAUGCAUCGAGUAUUGAAAUAUAUUCAAUAGAGAAUACUCCUCAGUGUACUGCUACAAAACGGGACAAUUCAAAAAUCGAGCAAAUUACCUCGAAAAUAAAUAAAAAGAAGAUUAUCGCCCCACCAACAGAACUUACUUUAAAAGUACCCUCCAUAGAGAAUAUAGAAAAUUCAAUUGACGAAAUUACCUCCAUUUUCUUUACACUUAAUUUGCAAAAGCGACGCGGAAUCUGUUCAUCGGAUGAACUACGUAAUGAAUUAACAAAUUUAAAUUUAGAAGCAUGUAAUAUUGUAAAUGAAGAAUUUGCUAAAACAAUAAAAACUGAUCAUAGUUCUGAGAUAAGCCACGAUACCGAUGGCUCAAAUAAAAAAACCUCGUCAGAUUCUAUAGAUAUGGAUUUGGAUUUAAGUUUCAGUGAUAUCAACAGUUCUGAUAUAAAUACGUUUAAUGAAAAUAUUGUGCAGAAAUUAUGUUUAAGCGCAUUAAAAAAUAUAAAAGUAGGUAACCAAGAUGCCGAUAUCGAGAAUAUUCAAAGAAUAGCUCUUGAUAUACUCAAGGAAAUGUAUGCUAAGAAAGAUAAGAAGAAGAACGGCAUUAGCUCUGAGUUAUUAAACUCUAAACAACGUGAUCUGGACACUCCAACUGAAAUUCUGUCAGUACACGACUAUGAGAAUAUUUGUGCGGUGAACAUCGCAAGAGAAGCGUGGGGCUUGCGAUCUUGGAAUGGAUACUGUGAUAUUGAGAAUUGGCUUCACGAUGGGAGCGUAGUUAGGGACAGGAGCAGAGAUACAUUAACGUCUGGCAGUUCCGAAAUCAGUAGUUGUAUUUCACAAGAUUUGAAACACGCCAUAUUAUCAGCACCGCCCUUUCCGAAAAAGGCUCACACGUAUUCAAAUGUAUUCGUAAAGUUCGAUAGGAGUUCUCAAGAAGAUUAUGCGAAUUCUGUAGUUUGCCAAUCAAAUGAUGAAACUUUCCUGGCUAAGCCUUGUAUGAUAGACAAUAUUAAGGAUCCGAAUCAUUUGGAGCCUAUUCUUGAAGAGCUUGAUGAUUUGGGGGAUAUUGAUCCCGCUUGCAAAAAACGACUCAAUUCAGAAAGUUCACUGGUAGCGACAAUAGAUGAAAUUCGUAAAGCAACAGUCACUAAUUCGCCUAGAAAUCUAUAUCAUAGACGUGAACAAUUUUUAAAUUCGCCACAAUUUAAUUCUUCAAAAAUUGAAAAUAAUUUGAAAAGGGCCCUUUGGAAAGAACCUUCCAAAUUUAAUUCUAGUAACAUAAUGGAGUCGUUACCUGAAAAAGAAAAUAUUUUGGAUGUCUUCCAUGGAUCCAAAUUUGAUACAAGUAAAAAGGACGUAAAUGUUUCAUCAUCAUCAUCGUCCCCUAAUUCACAAGUAUCGUAUAAUAAAAGUACCGCGCGACGGCAAAAGUCUAACAUUUCUAAAACAAAAUCUUAUUCUAAAAAUAAUAAUAUUAGAACUGAACAUCAAGAUUUGUCAAGUAAAAACGUGGACUUCCUAUGGCAAAUGGUUUCUGAAAAUUCUCUACCUCUCAGUUCAAAUGAGGAUUUGAGUUUAAGUCGUAAAACGCCUUCACUGCAAUCUCUGAUACAUAAAGACGCUUCAUCAUCCUUUGUUAAUACUUCCACAAGUAAAAUUUCAAACAACAAAAAAACUACACGUAAUAGACCGCGGAGGAAAUUUUCUCUUUUAAGGGAACGGUUUGAACCUAAGUUAAAUCUACAUUCAGAUGAAGAAAUACUUUAUAAUUCAGACAAUACAUUACACCAGUCUGAUAAUUGCAUAUUACGGAAUCAAUUGGAUGUUACAAAUGAAGAUUUGAGAAGUGAAGAUAUAAUUUCAACCCAUAAAAGACCUAAUUAUCAUUCAUCUGAAUCGAAAUCUGUGUCUGGUACAAAUAUUUAUGAUUUAUCAUCGAAACAAAUAAAGGAGAAAAGAUCUUUGUUUAUGAAACAGGUAUUAAGUCCACCAAAGUUUAACACGAAACUAAAACAUAAAGCAUAAAUAUUAAAGACAAACUUUUCAUGAAAUUCAAUACAAAGUUCAAGGAUUGUGGACUUAAAAUGUGUAGAUUUUAUAUUAUUUGCCAAAAUUUUGCCAAACUAUGACUGAAUAUACUGUAACUUUAAGACAUACAUAUUAUGUUUUUCUGAUACAGUAUUGAUUGUAAUGACAUGAUAAAAAUAUAGAUUGAUUUAAAAGACUGCCAUUAAUACUGAGAAAGUACUUAUUGAUAAUGGAUCUGUUCGGAAUGGUAAUGGAAUCUCGUAAACUGGAUGUAUUAUUUUAUGUUCCUGUAUAAUUUAGCUAGUACUUAAUAUGUUGGUUACUAUAAAGUCAUAAACAUGGAUCUCAUAAGGACUGUAGUCAUUUUUAUACUGCUACCGGAUUUUUCUUUUCUAAAACACAAAAGUUGUGACCAUAUUCAUACACAAUUUAAAAAAAUACCAUAAUUAUGUUUACACAUCAAUAUGUCUAUUAUAUAAGAUGCAUAAUUUUUAUGUUUUACCGAAGUUUACCGGGUGAUAUAACUAGUCGUGAAAUAUUUGAAAGUAUAAUGAAGCAGUAUAAAAAAGUUUAAAAUCACUACCUUCCCUUAAAUUCCCAUUCCAUUUAAUAUUAAAAUAACUGUGAUGUAAGUGCCUUUCUAUACAAUAUAUUCCUGCCAGUAUUGUAAUUUUUAGCUUUGCUAUUUUGUAUAUACUAUGAAAAAAAAAAUAAAGACGUGUAUAAUCGUAAGUUUAUUUUUUUUAAUCGCAUAUUCCAACAUAUCAACCAUAUCGGUAUUUUAUCAGUUAUUGUAUGACGAUCGGUGAUAUAUGUAAAACCACUCCUUUUUUUAAUAACAAACCUAACAAAAACUAUACAACCAAGUUUUUUGAGUGCAAACGGUAAUUUUAUAUCUGUUACAAU
This is a messenger RNA of Papilio xuthus (Asian swallowtail), 4428 nucleotides long. RefSeq lists its product as uncharacterized. Gene Ontology annotation, cellular component: membrane. NCBI's taxonomy places the organism in Eukaryota, Metazoa, Arthropoda, Insecta, Lepidoptera, Papilionidae. Bases 172 to 3519 code for a protein of 1115 amino acids. The transcript has 7 exons. The record is from RefSeq and is a predicted model, not a curated record.